AUGUCUACUUUUGGCUACCGGAGAGGACUUAGCAAAUAUGAAUCCAUCGAUGAGGAUGAACUCUUGGCUUCUCUGUCAGCAGAGGAGCUGAAGGAGCUAGAGAGGGAACUGGAAGACAUUGAACCUGAUCGCAGCCUUCCCGUGGGGCUCAGGCAAAAGAGUUUGACCGAGAAAACCCCUACAGGAACAUUCAGCAGAGAAUCACUCAUGGCCUAUUGGGAAAAAGAGUCCCAAAAACUCUUGGAAAAGGAAAGGCUGGGGGAAUGUGGAAAGGUAGAAGAAGACAAAGAGGAAAGCGAGGAAGAGCUUAUCUUUACAGAAAGCAACAGUGAGGUUUCUGAAGAGGUGUACACAGAGGAGGAACAGGAGGAAGAAGAGGAAGAGGAGGAAGAAGAGGAAGAGGAAGAAGAGGACAGUGAUGAAGAGGAAAGCGACACCGAAAACAAGAUAACCGUGAAUGGAACUGCAGUCAACCACUCUGGGCCAAAGACUUUUAAGAGUCAAAUUGAGAACAUCAAUUUAACCAAUGGCCACAGCGGAAGGUCCACAGAGGGGUCGGGGGCAGCCAUCCACCCGUGCGGAAAUCCUACUGUCAUCGAAGAUGCGUUGGAAAGGGUUCGAAACAACGACCCGAACACCACCGAAGUGAACCUGAACAACAUCGAGAACAUCACCUCGCAGACCCUUACCCGCUUUGCAGAGGCCCUCAAGGACAACACGGUGGUGAAAACUCUCAGCCUGGCCAACACUCACGCAGACGAUAGUGUGGCCUUGGCCAUCGCCGACCUGCUGCAGGUCAACCAGCACAUCACCAAUGUCAACGUGGAGUCCAACUUCAUCACCGGCAAAGGCAUCCUGGCCAUCAUGAGGGCGCUGCAGCACAACACCGUGCUCACCGAGCUGCGCUUCCACAACCAAAGGCACAUCAUGGGCAGCCAGGUGGAGAUGGAGAUUGUCAAGCUGUUGCGGGACAACACCACGCUGCUGCGGCUGGGCUACCACUUCGAGCUCCCUGGACCAAGGAUGAGCAUGACCAGCCUCCUGACCCGAAAUAUGGAUAAGCAGAGGCAGAAGCGCAUGCAGGAGCAAAAGCAGCAAGAGGGACAUGAAGGCGGAGCCCAGCUGAGGACCAAAGUCUGGCAAAGAGGCACCCCGGGCUCUUCGCCCUGUGCAUCUCCCAAGCAUUCGCCCUGGUCAUCCCCCAAAGUCUCCAAAAAAGUGCUCACCGUGAAGAGCCGACCCCUUUCUCCCGUGGUCCCGCCGCCACCACCACCUCCUCCUCCUCCCCCUCCCCAGAAAUUGCCACCACCCCCUCCCCCGCCACCCCCCCCACUGCCAGAGAAAAAACUUAUUACCAGGAACAUUGCAGAAGUCAUCAAACAGCAGGAAACGGCCCAACGGGCCUUGCAAAACGGACAGAAAAAGAAAAAGGGCAAAAAGGUUAAGAAACAGCCCAACACAGUCCUAAAGGAGAUAAAGAAUUCCCUGAGGUCAGUGCAAGAGAAGAAAGGGGAAGACAGCUCUCGACCUUCCACGCCCCAGAGAUCAGUUCAUGAGAAUCUCAUGGAAGCCAUUCGGGGAAGCAGCCUGAGACAGCUGAGGAGGGUGGAAGUUCCAGAAGCCCUGCGAUAG
This is a messenger RNA of Suncus etruscus (white-toothed pygmy shrew), 1632 nucleotides long. RefSeq names its product leiomodin 2 (gene LMOD2). The transcript has 3 exons. Gene Ontology annotation, molecular function: tropomyosin binding. Gene Ontology annotation, cellular component: striated muscle thin filament; myofibril. Gene Ontology annotation, biological process: muscle contraction; myofibril assembly; pointed-end actin filament capping. The coding region runs from base 1 to 1632 and encodes 543 amino acids. The record is from RefSeq and is a predicted model, not a curated record. NCBI's taxonomy places the organism in Eukaryota, Metazoa, Chordata, Mammalia, Eulipotyphla, Soricidae.